AUAUUAUGGGGAGAGGAAAGAUAGAAGUGAAGAGAAUUGAGAACAAAACAAGUAGACAAGUUACUUUCUCAAAGAGAAGAGCUGGACUUCUCAAGAAAACACAUGAACUUUCUGUUCUUUGUGAUGCUCAAAUUGGACUUAUCAUUUUUUCAACUAAAGGCAAAUUGUUUGAGUACACCACUCAACCUCACAGCAUGGGUGAAAUCAUUAAUAAGUAUCUCCAAACCACUGGUGCAUCACUUCAAGUUCAUGAUCAUAGGGUGGAACAAUAUGAUGAAAUAACAAAAAUGAAAAGGGAUACAUUGAAUCUUGAAUUGAGUCUUCAAAGAUACAAAGGUGAUGACUUGAACUCAGCACAAUAUGAUGAAUUAAAUGAACUUGAGAAGCAGCUUGAAAAUUCUAUUAACAAAAUUAGAGCCAGAAAGCUUGAACUCUUGCAGCAGCAGAUGGAAAACCUGAAGAGAACAGAGAAAAUGUUGGAGAAAGAAAAUCAAGACAUGUGUCAGUGGUUGAUGAAGUAUGAAAUGUACAAGCAACAGCCAGCACCAAUGAUGGAGCAACACCAACAAGAAGAAGAAGAAGAAGCAGCAAUUACUGAACUGAAUUUACUUGGAGAACAACCAUUGUUAGCUCAAUUUUCAUUCUUUGGAGAUCAACACCAACUUGGCACUACAAGUAAUUCUUCAGCAUAUCACCUUCAACCUUCUCACCCUAACCUUCAUUUUCCUCCCACUACUUAUGGGGUUGAUGAGAAGGUGUGCAGUCCUUCAUUACCUGUCUAUUUCGUGGGAGAAGUGGAACAGAAGGAUUUAAGGAAGGCAAGUACGAGGUGGACUGAUUCUUGGUCAGCUCCGGUAUCACGUUAA
Messenger RNA from Solanum stenotomum, 866 nucleotides. Its product is annotated as MADS-box protein FBP24-like. The coding region runs from base 6 to 866 and encodes 286 amino acids. Gene Ontology annotation, molecular function: RNA polymerase II cis-regulatory region sequence-specific DNA binding; DNA-binding transcription factor activity, RNA polymerase II-specific; protein dimerization activity. The transcript has 8 exons. Gene Ontology annotation, biological process: positive regulation of transcription by RNA polymerase II. Gene Ontology annotation, cellular component: nucleus. Lineage: Eukaryota; Viridiplantae; Streptophyta; Magnoliopsida; Solanales; Solanaceae. The record is from RefSeq and is a predicted model, not a curated record.